AUGCACAUGUUCACAAACAGUCUUCUCCAGCUCGCCUGGUGGAAGACCCUACUCACCCCUGACAACUACUCACACGACAAGAUCCCGGAUCUCACAGGAAAAGUUGCCAUCGUUACUGGCGCCAAUUCGGGACUUGGGUAUGCAACAACCGUCGCCUUGGCUGCACAUGGAGCUCGCGUUUUCUUGGCCUGUCGUAGUCGAGAGCGAGCUCAGGAAGCGAUUGACAAUGCCACGGCCGAGAUCAAGGCCAAGUACCCCAACGCACCCACCCCUCAGCUCGAAUUCUUGGAAUUGGAUCUGAACGACAUGAACAAGUCUCACCUGGCAGCACAGGAGUUCCUCAAGAAAGGUCUGCCUUUGCAUAUCCUUGUUAACAACUCCGGCAUCAUGAAUUUCCCCUUCGCCCUCAGCGCCGAUGGCAUCGAGACUCAGUUCGCUGUCAAUCACAUGGGUCACUUUGUCUUUACAAUGGGUCUCCUCGACAAGAUCAAGGAAUCUCAACCAUCCAGGAUCGUCAUUCUCUCUUCUAUCGCCCAUGAAAUGACACCCCCCUCGAUGGGCGGCAUCGACUUCGACACCCUCAAUGACUCCACAAAGAUCGAUAACUGGGACAGAUACGCCCGCUCGAAGCUCGCCAACGUCCUGUUCACCAAGGCUCUGGCCCGUCGACUCGCCAAUGAAAAGGUGUGGGUCAAUGCUGCACACCCCGGUACAGUCAACACCAACUUGAGCAGGAGCGUCAAGGUCUCUAUGGGCAAGACUUUGAGAAUGCUGACGGAUGUUUUGGCUACGACACCUGAAGUGGGGGCAUUGACGCAGUUGUAUCUGGCGACGAGCCCUGAGGUCGAGAACAAGGAUAUCCGUGGACGCUAUUUUAUCCCCAUUGCCAAUGAGAUCCAACCUAGUGCCGAAUCCAGAGACGAAGAGUUGCAAGAGAAACUGUGGACGUUCAGUGAGAACCUCGCUCGCGAGAAAGUCAAGGUCUAG
Linnemannia hyalina is the source of this 987-nucleotide messenger RNA. NCBI's taxonomy places the organism in Eukaryota, Fungi, Mortierellomycota, Mortierellomycetes, Mortierellales, Mortierellaceae. The record is from the annotation of a GenBank genome assembly.